Fomitiporia mediterranea MF3/22 is the source of this 2649-nucleotide messenger RNA. RefSeq lists its product as uncharacterized. The transcript is spliced from 2 exons. Gene Ontology annotation, biological process: protein dephosphorylation; negative regulation of MAPK cascade. Lineage: Eukaryota; Fungi; Basidiomycota; Agaricomycetes; Hymenochaetales; Hymenochaetaceae. The record is from RefSeq and is a predicted model, not a curated record. Gene Ontology annotation, molecular function: MAP kinase tyrosine/serine/threonine phosphatase activity; protein tyrosine/threonine phosphatase activity. The coding region runs from base 1 to 2649 and encodes 882 amino acids. Gene Ontology annotation, cellular component: cytoplasm.
AUGAUGAACGGCGUUUCAGGCAAACUCGACGGCGACUCGCGACAACGCGUCAAGCCGAAGCUCAGCAUUGGCGUUGAUGGCCUCAGGAGUGCGGCUCUCAGAGCAAUUACAAUCGACACAACACCCUCACCGGCAGUCGAAACAGUGGUUAACAACGACAGGGACGGCGUGGAGGAGGAGAGGUCAUCAUCGCCUUCUUCGGCGUCCAGCUCUCCUCUCGAAGAUGCACUCAGCAUUGGCUCGGACUCGGAGUACUCAGACGACAUUAACAAAAAUCUUCAAAUGCUCGAGAAAUUACGCAGGAAUGUGCACAAAAAUCUACGCCUACGGCCCUUGCGCUCGUCGGCUGAAGGUCUGGAUAGUUCCAGCCCUCCGAGGACGGAGGCUGUGUUCGACAGCACGGAGCAUCAGCACCGCUCAGACAGUCCCGCCCUCACGGACUCGCCUGCGCCUUCGCCGGCUCUAAGUGUGUACUACACGCCGACGACGGAGUUCCGUGCAUCCCCAUUAAGCGCACGCUUCAUUGGAAAUUACAACGACUCCGACUCGACAAAUACCACUCCCGUUUCCGUUGCGCGCCAUCAUGCGCCUCACCUAGGGACGACGCCCAGGCCGUCCAGUAGCACAACAACGACACCCUUGUCGUCCCCACCACUUCAGGGCAUGGAUGCCGACUCCCUGUUCGACCGACUGGCUGCAUCAAAACGGCCCUUGCUAAUUGACACCCGGCCGCUCGCAUCAUAUCUAUCUUGCCGGCUCCAGCACAGCCUCAACAUAGCCAUCCCCUCCCUCAUCCUCAGACGGCGGAAAAAGUCAGCCGCAGGCCUCCCGUCGCUCGAGGCGCUUCGCACGUACAUAACAACCGAUGCCGGCAAGCGCUUGUGGGACGACUGGAUCAGCGGAAACGGAGCCUGGACCGGAGACGUCGUGGUAUAUGACGAGGAGAUGGACGAACACAAUCGAGAUAAUCUUCAGGCCCUAUCCUGGGCGAUGUUAUCACUUUUACAGCCCCUUAUUGGCAAUGCAGCCGUCCAUUUCCUCAAAGGGGGUAUAGCCGCGGCGCGUGCCCACCCGGAGUCCCAUCAGUAUAUCAUCGCGGGGGAACAGGACGAGCCAGCCGAGUCGCGUACAGACUCUCGCCCAAGCGACGGGUCCUCCCAACACCAAGGCAAAGGCGGUCUGUUUCAGCUAGAUACACAGGCGGCUGCCCGCUCAAAAACCAUGCCUCAAGUCGAACCUCCGAGCUCGUCCCCCGGACCCCUCACUUCUUCUUCCAACCACAACAUGUUAUGCGAUCUUUCUCCUUCACCUUCUCCUUCCACCUCUUCCUUCCCGCACAAUGCAAAGCCUCGGAAGUGUAGCAUACCCAACCUUCGACGCAUUGAUACAUCUUCUGCGGAACGUCUCAUUCCGAAGCUGACAGUACGGACGGUACCUCUUAAAUCGAACACGUUGGCUGCGCCGAUGUCGAUGAGCAGGCAUUCAUCUUCCUCUUCCCUUCGUUCAAAUUCACCUUCGCACCUUAACCUUUCGUCAUCGAAAAAUGGCCAAUCGAGAAGUCGGUCUCCGCCUAGUAGGAAUAGUUCAAUCGAAUGUCUUUCGACCAACGUUCCUCCCCCCGAUUCCCUCACACCCCGAACUCCGAAUACUCCGAUGGGCUUCCCUGCAUCGCCAGCGACUGCCCGUCCUGAUUAUGACCAGCCACCCUCAACGGAGGAUCCCUUACCGGUGUUCAGCAUUUCGAUGAUUCUGCCGAACUUCCUAUACUUGGGGCCCGAACCCUCUUGCGAUGAGCAUGUGGAGGAACUCCAGUCAUUAGGGGUGAAGCGCAUCCUGAAUGUCGCAAUAGAAUGUGAUGAUGAUCAAGGGCUGCGGUUACGAGAGAAAUUCGAGCGAUAUACCCGCAUACCUAUGCGAGAUAUUGUUGAGGAGGAAAAUGUUGCUCGUAGUGUUCGGGAGGUUUGCGACGCUCUUGACGACGCCCGAUUACAUUCCGCCCCAACAUACGUACAUUGCAAAGCCGGGAAAUCGCGUUCCGUAACAGCAGUCAUCGCCUACCUAAUCCACGCCAACCACUGGACUCUUUCACGUGCCUACGCCUUCGUGACAGAACGACGAAAGGGUAUAUCCCCAAACAUCGGAUUCGUUUCGGAACUCAUGACCUUCGAGGAACAAGAACUCGGAGGCAAGUCCGUCGGAGUAGUGAACCCUGCAUCCGCUGUCGGCGGCGGUGUAGGUGGCGAAGGAGGAGUACACAACCACCACCCGGGACUCCACAGUGCUAUAGGCCUCAGCAUGAGUAAACCAAGUAAUUUCGGGUAUGGUGCCGGAGUGAGAGGGCGAGCGGCGAAUUUGCGGGAAAGUUUACCUCCGUUGGUGGCGAGUCAUCCGAACUCGGAGAUGAUGAUGGUCGUUCCCGGGCAGUUAUCCGCUGGUGGGAUUGCUGGUGGUGGACCUGGAGGAACGGGUAAUAUGGCGAUGAACGCUGCGAGGGUGGGUGAUUCGGGACAGGAGAUGGAGAUUAAGGAUGCGAGUGGGAGGUAUCGACAUGCGCGUCGGGCACCUGUGGAUGAGAAUACUCUGCAACCGAUGCGUCGUGUGAGCAAGGCCGGAUUGGAGAGCUCGAUAUACUCGUUUGCUGAUGUUUGA